Entrophospora sp. SA101 is the source of this 1572-nucleotide messenger RNA. NCBI's taxonomy places the organism in Eukaryota, Fungi, Glomeromycota, Glomeromycetes, Entrophosporales, Entrophosporaceae. The record is from the annotation of a GenBank genome assembly.
AUGCUACCUUUAUCUAAAGCAGAUAAUGAAGUUUUUCAUAAACUUAUAUUAAAAGCCACUAUUUCUUGUGGUUUUCCAUUAUCUUGGGUGAAUAAUCAAGAAACAACAGAAUUAUUUAAAUUUCUCAACCCACAUAUCAAACUACCAGAUAGAAAAACCCUUUCCACUAAACUAUUGAAUGAUGCAGUUAAAGAAUAUGAUAAUGUCAUGUUAGAAAAAUUAAGAUUAGAUCAAAUAGGUGUCACACUUAUGUUUGAUGGAUGGACGAAUGUUAGGCAACAAGAAUUAAUGGGAUGUGUUCUUUUGAUGUCAGAUGGAGAACCAUGUGUAUGGCAAGCUAUGGAUAUCAGUAGUGAACGUGAUACAAUGUUUGAAGUUAUGACUAAAACUGAAGAAUUAAUUUCCAAAUUAAUAGAUAUGAAAAUAACAUUGUUAUCAAUAGUAACUGAUAGUGCACCUUCCUAUAAUGCAUCAAGGCAAUUCAAAAAUACAUCAGGCAAUGCCUUAAAAGUGUCAGCCUAUUUUAAAGAUGCUAGACAUAAAUAUUUCAUUGGCCAACUUCGUGAUAUUCAAAAAGAACUUUAUAGCAAAUAUAUUCAACUUGCACUUCCAUGUAAUACCAGGUGGAACAGUCAACAUAAUUGCUUUAAAAGUUUAAUUGCUACUAAAAAUGCUUUACGUUCUUUGGCAAUAAAAUUUGAUCCUUCUUCAUCAACGAAUACAUUGAAAAUUUCACAUGAAAUGUAUUGUAUUAUAAUGAAUGAAUCUUUUUGGGACGAACUUUUAAAAUUGGAUCAAAUUUUGAUUCCUUAUUGCAAUAUUUUGAAUAAACUACAAAGUGACAAGGCAAGAUUAUAUGAAGUUUUACAUUGUUAUGCAUAUUUGUAUCAAUUUUGGAAAAGUUAUUCUGAUGAACUCUUGGCCAGUAGAAUAUUAUCAAGAUUGGAAAAUAGAUGGAGUUUAUGGGAACAACCUCUUCUCAUUCUUUCUUGGCUUCUUCAUCCUUUUGAAAAUAAUAUUCACAAAUAUUGGUGCUGGGUUCAGGAUGCCUAUCCAGAAAUUGGAAUUGUUGCAGCACGUAUUUUUGGUAUUUGUAUUAAUGCAGCUUCAGUAGAACGACUGUGGAGUAGUAUGGGAUUUUUUCAUUCAAAAAAUCAAAAUAGAUUGGAGUUCACUAGAGUCUUAGAAAUGGCAAAAUUGAAGGCUGGCAUUACAUAUAAUCGACUUCUUCAACAAGAACUUUCUUUAUCAAAUAAAGAAAUAAAUUUAGAAGAACAGAAUAGCAUUGAAAGAGAAAUGAUAUUGGAAGCCGAAUCUUCAAAUGUAAAUACUAACUUAAAUGAAGAAAGUUAUUUGGGUGAACAAAAUGAUGAACAGGAUAAUAAUAGUUUAGAAGCAGAUGUAAUUGCACAGUUUAAUAAUAAUUUGGGUGAGUGGAUAGAAAUUCUUCAAGAAGAAGAAAAUGAAUCUCUAAAUGAGCUUAUAAACAUUGAAGAUGAUGAAUUUUAUAACUUAGAUGUUCAAAGUAUUGAUCAUCCAGCAACAAGCUCCGAUGGGAAAUGGAAAUUGGAA